Molecule: messenger RNA, 3061 nt
Organism: Lottia gigantea (owl limpet)
Lineage: Eukaryota; Metazoa; Mollusca; Gastropoda; Lottiidae
Exons: 14
Biological process (GO): semaphorin-plexin signaling pathway involved in axon guidance; regulation of cell migration
Cellular component (GO): semaphorin receptor complex
Molecular function (GO): ATP binding; protein binding; semaphorin receptor activity
Source: RefSeq, a predicted model, not a curated record
AUGUACGUGGUUCACCAUUUCUUACUGGUAUUCCUUGUAGAAACUCAAUGGACUACAUUUACAAAUGGCUUAAUAAUAAACGAAACAAAACUAUCAUUUAAACCGACUUCGAUUGCUGUAGACAAUAUAACAGGGAAUGUAUACGCGGCAGGAUCUUUUUAUUUAGCUCGUCUGAACUCCAAUUUAAAGCAACUCAAUCAGAUUAAAAUUUGUAAAACUUGUAAAAGUAGAGUCUUAGAAAUAGAUUAUAGAACUCGUAAACUCCUAGUUUGUGGAGUUUCAGACAAGGGAUCGUGUACAUACCAUAAUUUAAACAAUAUAUCAAAUUUUACUAUGUUAACUUCUCGAAAUAACAAGGGUGAUACUGUUGGUUCAAAUGGAAGUGUUGUGGCAUUAUUUUUACCUCCAUCACAAAGAAAGCAUAGCGAGCUUGUCAUGGGAAUAUCUCAACCACUUGAAAAUCAAAUCGACCUUUUGUCCUUCCGAAAGAUUGCUUCUGGACAUUUAACUUAUUUGCAAGCUGGAUCCAAUGGAAAGCUUCGGAUUUCGGACGAGUUUAGAAAAGACGUUAAAGUGCAUUUUGUAUACGGAUUCCAAUUUAAAGAUGGAUUGUACUUCCUCGUUAAUAAAAGGGGUAAAAAUGGUACUUCAAGUUGGCUGUUUCGUAUUUGGUAUAACGAGACAUCUGUUUAUCCAUUUACUGCUAUCCCUAUCUCAUGUACAGAGAAAAGAUCAGAAGGCAAUAGUAAAACACAUGAAAAAAAGUAUAAUUUGGCAAUCGCAGGGAAAUUGUACGAGCAUCCCUCACAUGAAAGCCUUGUUGUUAGUUUUGGUUACAAUAGAGACAAGGGAACUCAUAUCCCCGAUGAAAAGUUCGGAUCGAGUGUAUGUAUGUUCAGAAUGGAGGAAAUUACAAAAGACAUGAACUUUCUUUCAUCAAAAUGUGGACUCGAAACCUUUGUUACUGCAUCUGAAUGGGUCAUAGGACACGGAACAGUUGGUUAUAAUGAUAUGACUAACUCCUCAUGUAAGCAAGGCUAUAAUAAUGCACUUGAAGCAAUUGAAGAAGGCAGAGAUUUCAAUCCAGUUAAGGUAGUAAAGAAUCAACUUAUAACAUCAGUUAUACCAUUUCCUGUUGAUGGUCAGUUACAUAUUAUAAUAUCAACGAACCCUGGUCAACUAUAUUAUUACUACAAAACAAAGGAUGAAAAAUAUUGGUUUGAAAUUCCCAAUGAGAAGAAUGGAUUCCUAGCAGAUGUUGAAAUAAAUACAAAAACCAAGACAGCUUAUACAAUAACAGAGAACAAGGUCGUGAAGAUAUCAUUGGAUUAUUGUCAAAAAAACUUGAAUUGUAGUACUUGUGUCCAGGAUAGCAAGUUUAUGUGUGUUUGGUUUAAGGGUCAAUGCUUUGCCACAGACAGAAAUACUGGAGGUUUAGAAAACACAUGUCCACCAGAAAUAACUUCUAUAGAUCCCAACCAUGGCGUUAAAUCAGGAAACAAUCGUAUUAAAAUACAUGGUAAUUAUUUAGGGAAUAGCGUGAGAGCUUACAGAUCUGUCAAAUUGUGUUCAGUACCAUGUAUUGUCAACAAUGCACUUUCAACCUCUUCAACGAUAGUCUGUAAGACUGAAAGUGCGUCCAAAGAAGAAAAAUGUGCUGUAACAGUUGAUAUAAAUGAUACAGAGAGCAGUCCUCAUAUGAAAGGUUCGGUGAAUAGUGGUAAUAAUUCCAAGCUUUAUUUCUAUUUUAAGUCUGCCAGUAUAACUAGUUUUAAUCCAGAACUUGGUCCAGAAUCUGGUGGUACCAACAUUACAGUAAUAGGGAAGAACCUUGAUUUAACUAAAAGAGUUGAUAUUAAAAUCAAAGAUUUAAGUUUGCAGUGUCAAAUAAGAAGUAUAAAUGAUACAGUUUUACUGUGCACGACCAAACCACUUAAGCAAAAUCAACAGAACAGAAACACUAAUGAAUCAAUCGGAUGUGGUACAUUAGCAUUGAUGAUGGAGAAUGCCGUCUUAGCUGAGACCACUGGAACAUUUUGUUAUUGGAAAGACCCACAGAUAACAAAUGUACAUCCUCGGAGAAGCAUUAAGAGUGGUGGUUUGGAUGUCAAUGUUGAAGGAACAAAUUUGAAUGUAAUAGCUAAUCCAAGGCUCGGUAUUACUCUAGACAAUAGUGAGAUUCAACCAGAGGCAGAGGAUUGUAAAGCAAGGACAUCCACAACGAUGAUCUGUAAAACACCCGGGUUGACAUCAGUCGUUCCUAAUGACACAUCUGUCAGCGGUGAUAUUUACUUUAUAAUGGAUGGUGUCAAGGAACUUCAGGACUUUGCUAAAACCCAUCCUAAUUUAAGUCAGAUUAAAGUUAAUCCAGAUCCAGAAUUUUCAUCUGUUCCAAAGGACGGACUGGUGGAUAGCCUAGAAAAUGAUCUUAGCAUUAAGGGUACCAAUAUUAAAGAAUCUGAAGUUGAAACUAAGGAAAUUCAAGUUACUAUCACUAGCAGUGCCGGUACAAACAUCACAUGUCCUGUUAUCAAAUUGGGCGAGGAAGCAGUAUCAUGUAGACCAAAUCUUACUUCAGCGGUCAAUGAGACUCAAUUUGUGGUCCAGGUGAAAGUGGGUAAUCGUUAUUAUAAAGUUGGUAAUAUAUUUGUAAAUCCGAAAGGCAAAAUAUCACCGGAAGUACCAGACAUACCUAAAAAAAUAACACAAUAUGCUAUAGUAGUUGGAGUAGCCACGUCUGUGGUUGUCUGUAUCAUUCUGAUAGCUUGCUUGAUAUGGUGUGUCUGUAGACAGAAAAAGGACGACAAGAUGCGACAUAUGUUUAUUGAAAUGUCUGAAAGUGCUGCAGACAGCCAUUUGAUUAUUAGCGGAGUGCAACAAGUUAAACGUCUGAUGGAUGCAUCAACAAUUAUGAAUAUUGAAAAGGCAAAUUUGUUCAUAAAUAGAGAAAAACUUAUUAUUGGAGAAGUUAUUGGUGCAGGCAACUUUGGUUGUGUUUGUGAAGGGACUUUGCUGGAGGAAGAUGACAUAGAACUGAAAGUAGCUGUAAAAACGCUACAAG